ACAAGACAACCUCGAAACACUCUACUCAUUGAACACCACUUUACACCCGUACCAACCCUCAAAUCACACAUAUACAUCACAAUGGACUCCCUCGGCAGCGGCAACAUCGACGUCUCCAAGAUGUCAGACGCCGAAAAGCAAGACCUUCAACAAUUCGUCGUCAACGAGACACAAAAGGCGCGCAUCCAACAAUCAAUCCACUCCCUCACAGACGUCUGCUUCCGCAAGUGCAUCACAGGCAAGAUUUCCGCCGGCAAGCUGGACAGAAGUGAAGAGCCCUGCAUGCAAAACUGCGUCGACCGUUUCAUGGAUGCCAACUUGGUCGUCAUCAAGAACUUGGAGCAGAUGAGAACGCACAUGUAAAGAAAGAGGAAGAGACAAAGACUUUGGAAAUCAAUCAGAGACAUGCUCUAGGAGUCUGGACGAUCUGACAUCGGAAUUCGAGAAGCGAGAUGAUGCUGGGCGACUGGUAUGAUGUAGAAUAUGAAAUGAAUGUACAUUAUGGAGGCUUGUAUGAUAGAAGAGAUGGUCAUUUGGCAGAGAAGAUCCACUGCCUCAAAGAUGGAUGUCAAUCACAACGCCGAAGUCCAGAAGUUUACAGCGAUGAGCCACGAACAUGAUACAUCAACAAAUCACACGAAUACAAGAACAAAUCACAUGAGAUCAAGAGGCAA
Messenger RNA from Aureobasidium pullulans EXF-150, 674 nucleotides. RefSeq lists its product as uncharacterized. The transcript is spliced from 2 exons. The coding region runs from base 82 to 363 and encodes 93 amino acids. NCBI's taxonomy places the organism in Eukaryota, Fungi, Ascomycota, Dothideomycetes, Dothideales, Saccotheciaceae. The record is from RefSeq and is a predicted model, not a curated record.